AUGAUGUUCUCGAACUGGCUCCACCUCCGACGAAGGCUUAAGGAAAUCUCACCGGGCACGCCGCCUAGGUCGAGACGUUUCUCAUGCUCCUCUUUCAAAGACAUUCACCACCUUCUCUCAGAGGACGAGUCCUCACCGGAGCCUUAUUCUCCAAGACUUCAAGUCCUUCACAAGUCACGUAGCCUCAAGAUCGACCGUUGCACCUGGAGAACUCCCCCUUCGACCACGGAGACGCUCUUCUCCAACACCGACCAUGGAGCCGUGGUUCUCUACUACACCAGCCUCGGUGCCAUACGUAAAACAUCCAAGGAGUGUAAGGCCGUCCGAAAAAUCCUCCAUGAGCUCCGUAUCCCUGUGGACGAGAGAGACUUGGUGAUGGACUCAAGGUUUCUCGACGAGCUGCAUGCGAUUUUUGGGACCAGGAACGUGGAGUUGCCUAAGGUUUUCAUCGGUGGGAGAUACAUUGGAGGGGCGGAGGAGGUCACGAAGUUGCAUGAGAGCGACGAGCUGAGGAAGAUGGUUGGAGAAUUACCACAGCCCGAGGGAAGAUACGGUGAGAUCUGUGAUAUGUGCGGAGGAUGUAGGUUCGUUGUUUGUGAGACAUGUAAUGGUAGCCACAAGAUCUUCUCGGAGAAAAAUGGAUUUAUUUGUUGUACGGUUUGUGAUGUAAAAGGUAUUGUUAGGUGCUCGUCUUGUUUCCCGAUGCAUCGGAGACGGUACUCUGAUAUAUAUCUCCGGUAG
Eruca vesicaria subsp. sativa (arugula) is the source of this 741-nucleotide messenger RNA. Lineage: Eukaryota; Viridiplantae; Streptophyta; Magnoliopsida; Brassicales; Brassicaceae. The record is from the annotation of a GenBank genome assembly.